AUCCCAACCUAUGACUCACAUGCGGGGGCGGAGACUCCAUAUCGGAUUCACCACGAAGGACUGUCCCGUACUCACUCGUCGGACGACCGUACUGUUCGCACAGAAAACUACCUUCAGCCCGACUCCAGCUGAAAUAUCGUUUUCCUUUAGCUUACGCCUCGUUUACAAUGUGAAGAAAAAAUGGCCGGAACAAGUGCUGAUUGGGUGGAGAUCCUGGAGCCACGCUCCCGUGAGCGUAUGUAUGUGAACUUGACCAGCGGGGAGUGCGGCUGGGAAGUCCCGUCAGGUGUUCCUGUCCGGCAGGCAGACGGUAACCAGUGGUGGGAGCUGUUCGACCACCACAGUGGCCGCUUCUACUAUUAUAACUCCACCGGGCGGCGCACAGUCUGGCAUCGACCCCAGGGCGCUGAUAUAGUGCCGCUCUCCCAGCUCCAGGCCAUGAGGCGGUGCAGCGAGGCCAAGCGGGCCGGAGGCAGCGUCGACAAGAACCUCCAUGUAACCACGGGGAGCAUCAGCAGCGUCGACAAGAACCUCCAUGUAACCACGGGGAGCAUCAGCAGCGUGGAGAGGAACCACCAUGGAACCACGGGGAGCAUCAGCAGCGUGGAGAGGAACCACCAUGGAACCACGGGGAGCAUCAGCAGCGUGGAGAGGAACCACCAUGGAACCACGUCGAGCAUCAGCAGCGUGGAGAGGAACCACCAUGGAACCACGGGGAGCAUCAGCAGCGUGGAGAGGAACCACCAUGGAACCACGGGGAGCAUCAGCAGUGUGGAGAGGAACCACCCUGGAACCACGGGGAGCAUCAGCAGCGUGGACAGGAACCACCAUGGAACCACGGGGAGCAUCAGCAGCGUGGAGAGGAACCACCAUGGAACCACGGGGAGCAUCAGCAGCGUAGGGAGCCAGGGCCGCUUCACACCUCUCCCGGAGCAGGACGGAGACAGCCCUGUCCCCAGAGCUUCGGACACCAAAGAGGAGGCCGACACCCCCGAGCUGGACCCGGCUGAGGACACGAGACAUCAGGGAGACGGAAGCAGCAGCGAAAACAGCACAGACGGCAGCAAAGACCCCCAGAGUGAUGCUUCUCAAAGAUGGCAGCCCACCCCGGGUUCUAAGGCAGCCAUGUUGGUGAAGGUGAACAGUAUGAGCCGAAGCCAGCCAAUCCCAGCCUCGCAGCAGCAGCAGCUCCUCCAGCACAGUUCACAAAGCAAAACCUUCACCCUGCACCCCCCUGGCAACAAGACCCAAGGAGGACACAUAAGCUCCCCCCAGGGAUAUAGAACCGCCCCUUCUGGCAAAAUGUCAGCUGACAGUCGUCAGGCGCAUCACCUGAGGAAGGCCAGCAAUGGCAGCUUCUGUGUGGUGACAGACAGUACUCAUCCCAGUCCGCUCCUCCACAGAUCUCAGACCAGCACUCCAUGUCCCGCCUCCCCCCAGUAUGGUUGCACUACCCCAAUCUACGACGAGCCAGUUACAGAAUGUCCCAUAUAUGAUGAACCCCCCACAGACAUGGAGGUAGAGGGGGCCCACCUUUACAACGGGCAACAUCUGUCUCGCCUGACACCCACCCACAGCCUGCAGAAACCCAGACUCCUCCAGCACCCGGGUCCACCCCACCCCGGGUCCCGACACAGGAGGAACCCCUCGGCCUCUGACUACAGCCCAGCUGGUCUGGAGUGCAUCAAGCACAUGAUCAACGUGGACCCCAAACAGGGGCUCCUACCCGGCUCUCCUGUCCCCACACACCGCACCCCUUCCCCUCCUUCCAGGCAGGAUCCCGUCUUGACCCCUCCUCAGCCUCACGCCCAGCUCCAGGCCCACUCUUUGCCCCAGGCUCGAGGUCAGCUGAGGGACAGGGAGCCAGGGACCCCGGGCCCCAGUACACUGGAUAAGAAGCAGAGCUGGCGGGUCCUGGAGGCCACGGUGCAGCGCGCCAUGGAGGCCCGACACAGCCGGCAGAGCAGCCAGGCCUCGCAGGACUUCCCCUCCACCACCCCCCAGCCCACCGGCAACUAUCAGGACUCUGGUUACUCCACCGGCCCCUCCCCGAGUUUGAGGCGUAAGAGCCGGAGGAGGAUGGGAGCCGGCGGGGGGGCGGGGGGCAGGCCGGGGUCGGUGGGCAGCACCGGGGAGCUGUGCGCCCUCAACGAGAAGCUGAUGGCCGAGAUGAGGGAGGUGGUGAGUCGCUCCAACACCAUGAGGGAGGUGAGGGCGGGGCUGGACCCGGAGGUCGGGGAGAGGGCCGUCGUACCACGGACACGCUCCCCCGCCGACUCUCUCAGGUGGUACGGGGGAGUCGGAGGGGGGUCGUCGAGUAGAUGCGAUUCACGAGAGGAGCUCAGCGGGGCCGCCCGGUCACUGAACAGGGCGGGUAACCAUGGCAACCCUGCGCUGACCCCUCUGGAGAUACCAGGGAGGCAGAAGAGGACGUAUGAGAAGGUGGACACUUUGGAGCUGAGCAUCAACAGCCAGGUCAGCCUGUCCUCACCAGAGACCCCCGGACCCCCAUCACAGACGAGCACCUUAGAGCUGCAGGCCCAGUUGGAGAGCAGGAAGAAAGGCAUGGCGGACGGACGCACCGCUUCCCUGGGCCCUCACCGCCCCGCCAGCCACGACAACAGAGAGGGAAGUGACGGGGCCGGAGGAAGAUCAUGCGGAUCCUCCUACCAGCUGUCCUACGCCACCCUGCGGCAGCCCCCCCCUCCAGACAUGGGCAUGGAGGACUGGGCUAGUAAGCACCUCAACAUGCACACACAGGGCCUGUUCAGACGCCGCGUCUCCAUCGCUAACAUGCUAUCGUGGAACCGCGGAUCCAUCAAGAAGCCCAUGUUGGUCACCAGCAACCGCGCCGUAAGAAAGGAGGCCUGCGAGAUGUUCAAACUGCUGCAGGCCUACAUGGGGGACCGGCCUUCACGUCUGGACCGCCGUCACUGCGCCCUCCUCAUCAUCACCAAGUGCUGGGAUAUGCCCGGGCUGCGGGACGAGCUCUACGUGCAGCUGGUGAGGCAGACCACAGGAAAUGCCACCCCCAGGAGCUUGGCGGCGGGGUGGGAGCUGAUGGCCGUCAGCUUGGCGUUCUUCGCCCCCUCGCCCAAGUUCCGCUGCUACCUGGAGGGUUACAUCCAGCGACACACAGACCCAUCCAGCGACAAGAAAUGUGAGUCUCAGACUGAGGAAGACGUGACUCAGUUCAUAUUGGACCAGCAGGAGUUGAACGUGAAGAAAAAUUCAAAGUCCAGAAAGAAGCGGAAACAGAACUCGGAUGACGAAGAAGGUCUGCCUAUCAGCACGUAUGCCAAGUUCUGCUAUCGGAAACUUCAGAAGGUGGCGAUCACAGGGGGCAAAAAGGGUCUGCGUAAGCCCACCUUGGAGGAGAUCGACCACAGCAGGCGGGCCAUCGUCACCCCCUCGCUGUUCGGCAGCUCUCUGGAGGAGGUGAUGGAGCGGCAGAGAGAGCUGUUCCCCGACAGGAAGCUGCCCUGGGUGCAGGUGCAGCUCUCGCAGUACGUCCUGGCUCUGGGGGGGGCUCAGACGGAGGGCAUCUUCAGGGUGCCUGGAGACAUUGAUGAAGUGAAUGCGUUGAAGCUCCAGGUGGACCAGUGGAGGAUCCCGGAGAACCUCUCUGACCCCAACGUUCCUGCCUCUCUGAUGAAGCUGUGGUAUCGGGAGCUGGAGGAGCCUCUCAUCCCGAUGAACUUCUACAAGCAGUGCGUGAAUAACUGUGACGACCCCGUGGCGGCCAUCGCUGUGGUUCAGUCUCUGCCCGAGCUCAGCAGGCUGGUGCUCUGCUACUUCAUCCACUUCCUGCAGAUUUUCGCUCAGCCCUCAAACGUGGCGAUAACUAAAAUGGAUGUGAACAACCUGGCCAUGGUGAUGGCGCCCAACUGCCUGCGCUGCCAGUCGGACGACCCGCGGAUCAUCUUCGAGAACACGCGCAAGGAGAUGUCCUUCCUGAGGAUGCUCAUCGUGCAUCUGGAGACCAGCUUCAUCGAAGGAGUGGUGUGAAGCCUCAGGUGCUGAAUCAGCAUCUCCAGUUACACCUUCAAUCAUGCAUAAACACUGUUUUCGGCUCAGACCACACUGGAAACCCUCGGGGGGGGGGGGGGGGGAAUACUACACCUCUGUUACACAAAAACAAAGUCAAAACAACUCAAAGUUUUGGACCCUGGUUCCCACUUGUUUUCCUACUGAGAGACAACACGCAUCACCUUUGGGCUCGCUGUUUAAUUUUCAUACUAAAAUCUUUAAAGUGGCUCAAAGUGGCUGCAUGUGAAAACAGGUCUAACUUCUUAUGGGUAGUAAAACUGUGUAGACUCUUACAGUAUUCACUUGCAAAGCGAAUCUAAAGAAAUUGUGGACUCAUUCAAGUGUGUGUGUGUGAUUGUCAGAGUGAACGAAAGACACAGCCUUCUUUCAUCAUGUACAGAAAAUGUUUAAAUAUAAGAAAAGUAAAAGAACUCUGGCAAUGGUGUCUGAUUAAUAAGCUUUGUUUUGAGUAGUUGUAUUGAAAGCUCCUCGUUUAACAAGAAUAAGAAACUAUAAAGAGACUUUCUUUCAAAGCUCUUUCUAAUAGUUGGUGGAGAUUUCUAAGGAAAAUAAAUGUGCAUUGAUUUUACAACUCUAAAGUGAAGCCAGACACCAGUGUUGGGAUUACAGUUUAUCAUAGCGAUGUGAGAGGUUGGUAAAUCUCUCAAUUGGAAGCGUGUUCUCUUUUGUUUGUGCUCUGUACGUGUUUUGGCUCAGGUCUUAUGAUAAAAACGGGUGUUGACCUCACAGACUGAACAUUUAACCGAUCACAAACCCUGUCUCGUUCUAUGAGAAUGUAGAUUGAGCUUUCCGUGUCCCCUCUCAGGCUUUGCGAUGUAAAUAAAUAAUGCGUGUAAAUAGUAUUAACUCUCCCUAAGUGUAAUCUAAUGAUCCAGGUUAAGGGUGAUGUAAAAAUAUUGCCGUUAAAAACGCAAUAAAAAGUGUUUUUUUUGUAAUUAACUGUUCAUUUCUCUGCUGUAACCGCCUGCCUUUUGAACAUAGGACUGACUCAAACCACUUUCCAUGUGCGUGUGUGUAUAUGUGUGUUUGCAUAUGUUAUAAUAUGGAAUGGCUGUCCAUAAAUAAAGGUUUGUUAAAAUUGUA
Molecule: messenger RNA, 5133 nt
Organism: Trematomus bernacchii (emerald rockcod)
Lineage: Eukaryota; Metazoa; Chordata; Actinopteri; Perciformes; Nototheniidae
Exons: 10
Coding region: 181-4008 (1275 amino acids)
Biological process (GO): signal transduction
Cellular component (GO): cytoskeleton; cytoplasm
Molecular function (GO): GTPase activator activity; protein binding
Source: RefSeq, a predicted model, not a curated record